GCGUUAGUAGAAACACUGUGACUGAGCAAAAUACAGAGCAAACCAGGGAAUUCCGGUGCAAUUCAAACAUAAUUGAUCCUUGUUUGUUUUCAGUCUGUGAGCAGAUAUGUGGUAGACUCUGCUCCCUUCUAAAGGAGCAGAGUAUGUGACGUUUUGAUCCCUUUUCAACUAAUCCCUGUUAGAAUAGGAUAUGCUGAAAUAGGCAUUGAAACUUGGAAACUGUGCAUGUAGUGGAAGUGGUCUGGAAGCGAGUAGCAAAACACAAUGUGAGUUUCACUGAUCCUACUGAUUUUCAGGGCUUUGGAGAAGUCUGAUUCACAACUGCAGGCAAGGAUAUCUGCUGAUACAUCAUCUGCAGUUUCUGGGACCACAGUUGCAUCUGGUAGCUGUUCCAGUGGGGAUUUCACUGCUGCUGUAGCAUGUGUUAGUAGAACCUCUUGCAUUCGGCUUUGUUGACCCAAGGCACCCCUUCAUAACCACAUUAUUGCCUACUGGAGACUUCUGCAGAACAGAAGGGAACAGUCAGGAAGCAAAGAUGAUCUCCUUCAAGCAACUGCCCCUUGAAGCAAAGGCUGCAGUGGCUGCAGGAAUGGUUUUCUUCUCUAUGAUGCUGUCGCGGAGUUAUCUGGCAGAAAAACUCGAUCUCAGGAUGCGGCACUGGGUUCUAAGGCUGCAGAUGGCACUAUUUACCAAUACACUCAUGCUGAUGGGAUCUCUUCAUGUUUGGAAAAGCACAGUCACCAUGUUCACCAGGUCUUCAGCUGCCAGCUCCCUCUGUUUCAUGCUGUGGAAAAUAGCUGUGUUCAUGUUUCUAGCUUUGGCUCAUUCAAGCUUCUUUACAUUGCUAUGUCUUGUUGCAGAAGAGCCCUAUUUCUUUUCUUUAGCUGCCUACACCUGCCUUGGGGCCUAUAUCAUUCUCAUCUUCUUCCUCUUCACUCUAGGCUCUGUAGAGCAGGCUUACAAGUUCUUGGUGGGGAGAGGCACUAAGGCAGGCACUGGCAACAAGAACAGAACAGCAAUGAAACCAGUUUUGGCAGUCGUGCUGACUCUUGUGCUGACUGUUGUCGGGCUGUUAAAUGCUUCCCAGCCUCCUGCUGUGAAUUCAGUGGAGAUUCCAGUUCACAAGCUGCCCUCAACCAUGACUAACCUGAAAGUGGUGUUGCUUUCAGAUAUCCAUCUGGGGCCUACUGUUGGGAAGACCAAGCUUGCCAUGAUAGUGAGAAUGGUUAAGGCUUUAAAACCAGAUAUCACGGUGAUCGUUGGGGACCUGACUGACGCUGAGGCAGAGAUCAUACGACCUGCUGUUGAGCCUCUUGGAGAACUUGAUUCCCCUUUGGGGACGUACUUUGUCACAGGAAACCAUGAGUACUACACAUUAGAUGUUAGCAACUGGUUUGAGCUGUUAAAAUCUCUUAACAUUCAGCCGCUGCACAAUGAGAAUGUGAAGAUUGUUUCGCCAAAGAGCACUGAUGACUGGUUCUGCCUGGCUGGUGUGGAUGAUAUUGAAGCAGAUGCAUUACGCUACUCGGGACAUGGCAUGGAUUUGAAAAAAGCUCUCAGAGGUUGUAGCAGUGAGCAUGCAAUAGUGCUUUUAGCUCAUCAGCCAGUUGCUGCAAAGUGGGCCCUUCAGGAGAGACCAGACAUAAAUUUAAUUCUCUCUGGCCAUACUCACGGAGGGCAGAUUUUCCCUCUAAAUGCUGGAGCUUAUCUUCUGAAUCCAUUCUUUGUUGGCUUGUACAAAGUUGGGCAGAACACCUUUGUCUAUGUCAGCCCAGGGACGAUGUACUUUGGAAUACCCAUGAGGUUGGGCAGCAGAGCUGAAAUAACGGAGAUAAUCCUACGUUCUGCUUGAGUUUUCCAUUUGACAGACUUCUACUGUUCUUUUUUUGGUCAGUAUAUUGGCUCUUCUGCUGUGAAAGCAAAUCCUUUUUCAGGGAAGCCAGAGAAGAUGUACUGGGCUGAACUUCAGCGGGUUCUAUUAAGUUUAAGCAGAAAACACUAAACUGUAUCUUGGGCCUAUGAAAGAAAUUUGGGGCAUGUUAAAAUACUGAAGAAGUUAGUUCUUUGAGUUCACUAUCAUUGAGAUUCUGCAUUGAAAGGUAAUGCUGAUGUCAUGCAGAUAAUGUGUGUCCUGUGCAUGUUUAGUAAUAUCUGUUUCCUGCACCUACUUGAUUUUCCAAUGUUUGCUAUCUAUCAGGCAGCUGCCUUAUCCAGUCUCAGGCAGGCAAAGUUCUGAUCUCUUGCAGUGAAAUCACUCAUGCAUGUUUUGCAGAAGGGACUGCAGAGUGCCCACUGAGUAUGCAAAAUCUAGAAGUCUUAUGCUAGAAACGUUAGGGGAAGGGAAUAGUUGAGGAUUUUUUUUUUUUAAUUGAGGCUGGAAUCUGUAUCCUUCUAGCUGUCUGCAACAUGCAUGAGGGCUUCCAGUCUGUGCUUACUAGUACAGUAAGUUGCCAGCCAUCAGUUCCUGAAAUCCAAUAUUUUCCAGUUAAAAAGUUGGUGAGACUGAUAUCAAAGGAUGAAAGUAGCAGUCAUUCUCAGGCAUUUCCCCAGAAUAGCUGAGCAUCUAGUAAUUACUUACUGAAAAUAGCUCUAAUAAAAGCAAAUGAGAAAGAAAUUUCAAAAUUAAUUUCUGUUGCUGCCUAAGCAUGCAGUACCUCCUGAUGUAGAGCACAAAAUCCGAAGCUGAAAUACUAAGUGUCUUUUCAUUCUAUGUUUUUUUUUCUUUCUACCUGAUUUCUGCUCUGUCAUUUUUCUCUUGCAAGAGUAAGGAGAUGCCAUUUGAAAACAAUGCAAAUAGGUUAAUGCUUGAACUUUGUUUAAAGGCUUUAAUAUCUCAAGUAAAUUGUGCCCUUUUUCAAGGAGACUAAGCUCUGCAGUGGGUGACUUUCCUUAAGAGCAUUUGCAUAUCAUUGUCCUGGGUGUCUGUAGCCACAGGGCUUCCCUUGCUCUGCCUUUCUGCCCACCAGCACCUGGGUUCCUCUCAGGCAGACCCAUGUAGCAUGGGGCAGAAGAGAGCAGUUUUUACGUGGGAGACUGAGGAUGGCAAGACCAGAACUGAGGUGUUCAGUCUUUUCCUGUGUGAACCUGAAGCACACGACCAUACACACUUCUGUUUUGUUCUUCAGCUUCCAUUCUCGUUUUGAAGGAGGUGUAUUUGAAAAGUGCUAUAAGCUUUGUAAAGUUGAGUUUUUCUCUGAGUUAAUAAAUUUUGAAGUUUCGCUUCAUCCGCUUCCUUCAACCCUCCCCCAGGCAGAGUUUCUAACUGCUAGGCUGGUUUUGUAUCCUGUUCCUAUGUACAAACAUCUUGCCUUUUUACUCAGGAAUAUUGAGAAAUACUGUAAAUGUGUCAUGAAGGUCAGUGGAAUUGUUGGAGAAGUCAGUGCUCUUUUAAUCUGAAAACUGAACACCUGACCACUCAGGCUCUCUACUGGCCAGACUAGAUAAUUUCUGUUUCCUGACACCUAUAAUUUUGUGAACUUUUUUUUUAUGCUCAUGAGAUGAUACCUGCUUAAGUAUCCUGAAGUUUGCAUGUAUAUUUAACGCUGCCCACUGUCUGUGUGGGCAGUGAGUGCCACCACUUUGCAGUCGGUGGCAUAGUGUCAAAUGGUCUUAGGCAGUGAGAAUUUUGAUAGCCUGUAACCCUCCGUUUACUUACCGACAUGCCUUCAGUUAAAAGCUUUUCACUUGUUGCACUGAGUGCUUUACCAUGUAAAGAAGACUAAUUGUUAAGCAAGUUUCCUUAACUGGAGGCAUUUGUUGGACUGAUUUUAGAUGGUGUCAGUUUCUCAGUGAGUUGCUAGUAUUACUUUUUCUUUUUUUUUUUUUUCCUUGCCCUUUUUAUUCUUCUCUUCAUUCUGUCCAAAUGUGUGCAAAAACCUAGCUGAAGAGGUCUUUCCAUUCCAGGAUUUCUUAAUUACUUUUUAUGUGCCUCACUUGGAAGAUUGUAAUAUGUCCUUUCAGAAGCCAAUAUGCAUCCUUUUAGGAGUGGUCAUAUUGUCAUUUCAUAACUUUAUUGAGUUCUCCCACUGUAAUUUAGUUCUUGUUCAAUUUGUUUUCUGUAAGUCUCUCCCUCUGUAAGCUUGUUUGCUUGAUGAUUACUUAUUACUUAACAUGUUUUCUUUCUGUGCCAAAACAUUUCAAAACCUUUUCUUAUUUUGCUUCUUAAAUAUGAAUGGAAAGUAUCUUAGAUCAACUUUCUUCUUGAUAAAAGGAAUUAGCUGUUUCUAAAACCUAAUAGAGUAAUAUCUAACUGUCCUUCAAGGUUCUUCCUAUACAUUUUCCUAUUUGACUUGAAUGUCCACAAUGUAGACCCAUGUUCAGUAUUCCAGAUGAAGAAAAAUUGCUGUGCUGCUUAUUUUGUAAUUUUUUUGAUUUUUUUUUUUUUAAAUUUUGUGUGUGUGCGUGAAAUGUAUUUGAUCUGGAGAACGUAGCUAAAUGAAUAUGUAUUUCUUUCCAUAAAAGGCCAGUUCACUGAGGGAUGGGAGGGCAGUUAAUUACUGUCAGAAUUAAUAGCAGAAUGGAUUAGUAUCAUCACUUUGUGAAAGUUAUAUUUAUUAUAUAAUUACUCUAGAAUGGAUUAAAAAUAUGUAAAAUGUGAUAUAACAAAUGCUUUAAAUGUUGGGAUUUAAUAAAAUUUUAUUCUUAUAUCAAGAAA
Messenger RNA from Manacus vitellinus (golden-collared manakin), 4654 nucleotides. It is a transcript of the gene TMPPE, whose product is annotated as transmembrane protein with metallophosphoesterase domain. The record is from RefSeq and is a predicted model, not a curated record. The transcript is spliced from 2 exons. NCBI's taxonomy places the organism in Eukaryota, Metazoa, Chordata, Aves, Passeriformes, Pipridae. Bases 536 to 1852 code for a protein of 438 amino acids. Gene Ontology annotation, molecular function: hydrolase activity.